GAGACAAACUAUGACUCACAAUGGAUUAAGAUCUUUGAACAAGUUGGACAUGCUACAAAUGAAAAAGAACGCGAAAGCAAUCGCCAAGCAUGCUAGUAACAAAAAUGGUCCCAAAACUGAGAAUGAUAGACCAUCAAGCGCCAUUAUAUGUGGAAGUGGGAUGAACAUUGUUUUUGUGGGAGCUGAGGUGGGUCCAUGGAGCAAAACUAGAGGGCUUGGUGAUGUUCUUGGGGGACUGCCACCAGCCAUGGCGGGCAAUGGGCAUCGUGUUAUGACAGUUUCCCCACGUUACGAGCAGUACAAAGAUGCAUGGGAUACUCAUGUUCUUCUUCAGUUAAAUUCUAUUAUGUGCUUGUUUUUCCAAAUUCCAACCAUUUCAAUGCAAGGUUAG
Molecule: messenger RNA, 391 nt
Organism: Camellia sinensis
Lineage: Eukaryota; Viridiplantae; Streptophyta; Magnoliopsida; Ericales; Theaceae
Source: RefSeq, a predicted model, not a curated record